AUGGAUCACAAAGAGGAACCCCUGGAAGGAGCCAUGGGUGUGAAACAGGAAGAGCUGCCCCAGAUGGACGGUUCAUGUGAUGCGUGCGAGCCCGACGAGGCCCAGCCGGCGACACAAGUGUGCCACAUCUGCAGCUUUGCCUUCUGUCCCGUCCAUGCCGACGUGCACUCCAGCAGGACGAGUCACACACUAAUGCCUUAUAACUUCAGAGAAGCGUGUGCCAAUGAAGGAGCCUCCAGUGUCGGUGGCAGAGAUGAGGAGGAGCCUGGACAAAGGAGGGCAGUGGAAAUGGGUGAUAAUCAGGGGAUGGCAGCACCGGCUAGUGGCUGUGAUAGUGGGCCCAUGGAGCAAAGAGAUGGAGCCCAGAAUGGUUCACCUCAGGAAGCUGAAGGGGCUGAAGGUGCAGAAGCAGGACCCGAGGCCAUGGCUGCGGGAGAGGCUGGGAAAAGAGAUACUGUGACAGUAGAAAGGCUGCGUUGCAAGGUGCAUGGACAGGAAGGUUCUCUCUAUUGUAAACCUGAUGAGAAGAUAAUCUGUGUGGUUUGCGCUGUGCAAGGUGAGCACAAGGAGCAUGAGAUCAUUACUCUGCACGAGGCCUAUGUGUGGCAGAAGGGCCGGCAGACUUAUGACCUGCUGGGCUUCACACAGGAGAUAGUUGAAAGGAUCAAGACCAAAUGGACAAAUCCUGAGAUGUCUACAGAGGAACUAGAACAAUACGUGAACAACCAGUUUGAGGAACUCCGCAAACUGGUGCGUCUGGAAGAGAAGAGGACCCUGCACCUGGUGGACCUCAAGGAAGCGUUCCUCACAGCUUCGGCCGCUGAGAAAAUAGCCGAGAUCACGGUCGAGACGGAGAAGCUGCAGGAAGAAAUGGACAGUAUAACACAUCAGCUGUGCCUGCUGGAGACGGCUGAGGCACAGGCAGUGGGUCCGGAGGAGGUAGCAGAAGUCCUCGCAGCGGUGCCCGCACCCGUCCACAGAGCCCUGCACAACGUCGAAGCCAGGCCAAGGUGCCAGUCACAUCAGUGCAGCAGAGGUGACAAUCUCCCUCAUCCCGAUGAAAGCUCCGCAAAAUAG
Molecule: messenger RNA, 1077 nt
Organism: Menidia menidia (Atlantic silverside)
Lineage: Eukaryota; Metazoa; Chordata; Actinopteri; Atheriniformes; Atherinopsidae
Source: the annotation of a GenBank genome assembly